Rhincodon typus (whale shark) is the source of this 1457-nucleotide messenger RNA. Its product is annotated as importin subunit alpha-1-like. NCBI's taxonomy places the organism in Eukaryota, Metazoa, Chordata, Chondrichthyes, Orectolobiformes, Rhincodontidae. Gene Ontology annotation, biological process: NLS-bearing protein import into nucleus. Bases 1 to 1302 code for a protein of 433 amino acids. Gene Ontology annotation, cellular component: nucleus. Gene Ontology annotation, molecular function: protein binding; nuclear import signal receptor activity. The record is from RefSeq and is a predicted model, not a curated record. The transcript has 11 exons.
AUGAAUAGUGGACACUGUUUGGAUAACACGAACUUCCCGCUCUACAGAUAUAUUGGGAGAUCAGAUUCUAUAACAAUCAGUGUUUGGAAUCACAAGAAAAUUCACAAGAAACAGGGCGCAGGCUUCCUUGGUUGCGUGCGACUCCUUUCCAAUGCCAUCAAUCGCCUUAAAGAUACUGGUUACCAGAGACUGGAUCUAUGCAAACUAAGCCCUAAUGACAAUGAUACUGUAAGGGGACAGAUAGUAGUAAGCCUUCAGUCUAGGGAUCGGAUAGGCAGUGGAGGUCCUGUCGUGGAUUGCAGCCGUUUGUUUGAUAAUGAUUUGCCAGAUGGCUGGGAAGAACGAAGAACUGCCUCGGGUCGAAUACAGUAUCUAAACCACAUCACACGAACAACGCAGUGGGAGAGACCUACUCGGCCAGCCUCUGAAUAUGCUAGUCCUGGCAGGCCACUGAGUUGCAUUGUGGAUGAGAAUACGCCAAUUACACCAGCUAAUGGUGCUUCAUGUGGACAAACCCCUGACCCACGGAUGGCAGAGAGGAGAGUGAGGUCACAAAGACACAGAAACUAUAUGAGUCGGACACAUUUGCACCUCCCACCAGAUCUCCCAGAAGGUUAUGGAUAUCUGGAACUCUUUGGUCAUGCGACUCCUGGACUCAGGGCAGUGGGCAAUAUUGUGACUGGUACAGAUGAUCAGACACAAAUUGUCAUUGACUCUGGUGUGUUGAACUACUUUGGUUCUUUACUUGCUCAUCCAAAGAGCAACAUCCAAAAAGAAGCUGCCUGGACAAUCUCUAACAUUACAGCUGGAAAGCCAGAACAAAUCCAAGCAGUUAUUGACAAUGGAUUGGUUCCACCCCUUAUUCAAUUGCUUAGAAAGGGUGACUUUAAGUCUCAGAAAGAAGCUGUCUGGGCUGUAACAAACUACACCAGUGGUGGUACAAUUCAACAAAUUAUCUACCUUGUUCAAUCUGGAGUUAUUGAGCCAUUAUUGGCCCUGCUGUCAGUCAAAGACUGCAAGACUAUCCAAAUCAUUUUGGAUGCUAUUGCUAAUAUAUUUCUGGCUGCAGAAAAAGUCAAUGAAACAGAUAAGCUCUGUCUCGUGAUAGAGGAAUGUGGAGGUCUUGAUAAAAUUGAAGCUCUGCAAUCUCAUGAAAAUGAGCAAGUGUACAAAGCUUCCCUAAACUUGAUAGAAAAGUACUUCUCUGAAGAGAAUGAGGAAGACCAGAAUGUUGUACCAGAUUCUACUGAAGAAGCUUUUACGUUUCAGGCUGAGAACCCUACUGUGACUUUUGACUUUUGAAUGACAAUGACAUUUCCAACUUUUUCUGUUUAGUCAGUACUUGUAACUGUCAAAUGUGGUCUAUCACUUCAUACUUAAUCCAUGACUAUCCACUGUACAUUUGUAUAAAAAAUUUCAACUUUUUGUAAUUAAACUUUGGAAUGUAAAUACUUCAA